This is a messenger RNA of Labeo rohita (rohu), 2700 nucleotides long. It is a transcript of the gene rgs14a, whose product is annotated as regulator of G protein signaling 14a. NCBI's taxonomy places the organism in Eukaryota, Metazoa, Chordata, Actinopteri, Cypriniformes, Cyprinidae. Gene Ontology annotation, molecular function: GTPase activator activity. The record is from RefSeq and is a predicted model, not a curated record. Gene Ontology annotation, biological process: signal transduction.
GUUCCUCUUGCGGUGUGUUGCUAUGGUAAGACUUCCCUUUGAAACAGGAAGUGACAGAGCUGUAAGAAAGAGGGCUGGCAGACAGCGUAGCUGUAGAGGGGAACAGUUUGGAGCGACGUCCUUUGUGUGGGCACGGUCGUCCUACCCUGAUGUGGCCAUGUCCAAGAAAAUGAACACUCUGGCAGUGCCAGCGGGUCAGAUGACCCAGGCAGUUUCUGAUGGGGAGUUGAACUUUAAGUUAACCAGUCGUGGCAGCAGCUCCAGCUUAUCAGAGAGCUUGAGCAGGUCAGGGGGUCCUCAAAGUCCUGAUGGUCCAGCCAGUCGGGUGGUGACGUGGGCGGUGUGUUUCGAACGCCUGCUUGAAGACCAUGUCGGUGUGCGAUACUUUACCGAGUUUCUGAAAUCAGAGGUCAGUGCUGAGAAUAUCCUGUUUUACCAAGCCUGUGAAAAGUUCAAGAAAAUCCCACCUUCUAGACUGGAAGAGCUGAAGAAAGAGGCGCGUUCCAUCUACGACAAUUUUCUUUCUGAAAGCUCUCUGCAUGCGGUUAAUAUCGACGAUACGGCCCAGAUGGAAGAGAGCGCCUUGGAGACGCCUACACCCGACAUGUUCGAUAAAGCACAGGCACAGAUCUUCAAGCUAAUGAAAAUGGACAGCUAUACGAGGUUUGUCCGCUCUCCACUGUACCAGAACUGCAUGCUGUCUUGUGUGGAGGGUCGUCCUCUUCCCAACAUUGGAACCCCGGAGCCCAAAAGCAGAAUGGCCAAAAAGAGUGCAACGCCACCUAGUAACAGAAAGAGUGUUGAGUUGAAAGUGCCCUCAUCUGACAGCAAGACCAACAGGAAGAAGAGGUUAGAGAAGAGAGGCUCAUGGGGAGCUGACCAGUCGUAUCAGCAUGUGUUGGUGUCUCGUAAAGAGUCUCAGAUCUCAGUGAAGUCUAACAGCAGUCUGGAAUUAGUCUCUGGAUUCGGGCGAGCUGAGAACGGACGCUGUAAUGUGGCCAUCUCUGAUCCAGAGGCCUUGAGUUGCGGUUCUCCUACAGCAGAUAAGUACUGCUGCGUCUACCUGCCGGACGGGACCGCCAGCCUUGCCCCUGCCAAACCCGGCCUGAGCCUCAGAGACAUGCUGAGUAGUCUGUGUGAGAAAAGAGGCUUUCCUCUGAAGGAUGUCAUCAUCUACCUGCACGGCAAAGAUAAGUUAUCUCAGCAGCCUCUUUCUCUGGAUCAGGACAGCGUUGUGUUUGGAGAUCAGCAGCUCACUCUGGAGCUCAAAAUUACAUUCACGCUGGAAAUUGUGUUUUUAGGAAGAACGAUAGGGAUCAUUGCAAAAUCGAGCAAGAGUUUGGGCGAUGCGCUUUCCACUCUCCUACAGAAACAUCAGCUGCGACCUCAGGAUGUGCAGGCUACUCUGAGUGGCUCAAAUGAUCCCCUAAAGAUGAACACAAAUGUGUUUCGUCUAUCCGGCAAAACGGUGCGUUUGGACAAAGCUAAAGCUGGUUCUGAGACUCAAGCCUCUUCUCCAACAUCCAAAACAAAUCCCAGACCCAGAAAACAUCAGGACAUGGAUGGUCUUGUUGAGCUGUUGAACCGUGCUCAGUGCAGUCGUGUGGAUGACCAGCGUGGUUUACUCACCAAAGAACAGCUGGAAUUACCACAGUUCCUGCAGCUGCCAGCAGGGAACGAAGAGCAGACUUCCUUCGACCAGACACAGGAUGAGGACUGCGCCCUUUGACCUGAGAACUAUUCAAGCACUAUUCAAGCAACUUAAGACUCAAAUCAGUUAGCUGUAUGGAGGAGAGAAACUCUUAUAAGGUUACGGCAAGUGUGUGUAUGUAUGUAUGUAUGUAUGUAUGUAUGUAUGAGCGAGUGAGUUGAGAUUUCUUAACCUGAGAGUGAUUGAGCCAGGUGUAUAUUUUGUAUAUUACAGACACUGCCAUGAAGAGCUCUUAAAAAUGCCGCCCAUCAAAUAAUGCAGAAUUAUGAGAAGUUGCUUUAAAAAAAAAAAACGAUCAAACUACAUUUGCCGGUUAAAACUAAUGUAUUUAUUUUCAUAUCAGAUUGUGUUGUGCAAUAUCAAGUGUGCUCUUAUUUAUUAGAACAUAUUUGGUAUAGGAACACAUUAGUAUGACUUUAUAUUGAGAGUUUUUUGUUCACAGUGAAUUUUAGUGUCUGAUUAAAAGAAGGUUUUGUGUGAGCUGGCGUGGGAAAUUGCACUGUGUGGCUUGUGGAGUUUUAUGCACUUUGUUUCGUGUGGUGACAAUCUGAUAUGAAAUAAGGCGAGCGAGGUCGUAUUUAGUUUUUAAAGGAGUAAUUUAUUUCUAAUUUCAGAAUUAAAUGUCAUUUCCACUCCAUGUUGUUCUAAAACUGUAUGACUUUUUCUUUUCUUUCUUUCUUUCUUUCUUUCUUUUUUUUUUUCUUUCAGAUCAUUUAGUUAAAAUGUUUUUGUUAUGUGGUUAGUGCUGCUCUUUUCUUUAAUAUUAAAGCAUAUAUUGGACAAAUUUAUGCAUUUAAAACUUAUUAAAUUAUUUUUUUCUAACCUCUGGAAUUCUAAGAAAAGGUUUAGAAUUGUGAGAUAUGAACCUGGAAUUUUGACUCUCUCAAUUCAGAGUUGUGAUACAUACUUUAUAAUUUAGACUGGCAAUUCUGUCUUUUUAUCUCACAACUGCAGAAAAAAAUAAAUAAAUAAAGGUAAUUGUGACUUAA